GCACUGUAAGUCUGAGUGAUGAGUGCCAUGUGAGAUUGCCUUUGCGGUACGUGCUCGUGUCUCGGUCGUUUGGACCCCUCCAUCGCCAACUUGGUCCCCGGCUUCGUUAGUUCCUACUCAGCAACCACGCCAAACAUCGCGCAAACAAUCCCAUUGCGCCACCAGACUCGCACCGGCGAAUCCUCCCAAGACAGCAGCACAAUGUCUAGGUCAUCGGCCCUCGGCUCCUUCGUGGAGUCUGCACCUCCUGGCGAGCUUGCGGACGUCACCAAAGCAAUCAAGUCGAUUCUCGGAGACAACAAUGUCGAAUCUGAGCUUGCGCCCGCAUAUCAGACGUACAACGAAGAGCAGUUCACGACGACGAAGCUCCCCGGCGGCAGCACCGAGGUCCUGAUCAGCCCCUACAACUCGCUGGGCGACGGGCGCUACUACGAUGUCGAGACACAAAGCUCGUUUGAUUUCGACCAUGCAACACAGAAGGCUAGCGCAGUCCAAAGCUACGUGGUUGAGUCGCAGCACGAAGACCUGGUCAAGAGCCUCGUCAAGAGCCUCGGAUCCCACACGGCCGAGCACUACCCCAAGUCUUCGUACGGCGUGUUUCCCGUCGAGGACGACUCCCAGCUCGCUCUCGUGACCGUCGCAAACAAGUACUCGCCCACGAACUACUGGAACGGCCGCUGGCGCUCGUCCUACUCGUACAACCCCUCGUCCGGCAGCUUGACCGGCACGGUCAAGGUCGACGUCCACUACUACGAGGACGGCAACGUCCGCCUGCUUACGAACAAGGAUGUCAGCCUGAACGUCAGCUCUGGCGCCAGUGCGAGUGAGAUUAUAAGGCAGAUUGCAACGGUCGAGCGCAAGUACCAGGAGGACCUCAACAAGGCGUUUGGCAGCUUGAGCGAAGGCGCUUUCAAGAGCCUGAGGAGACAACUGCCAAUUACAAGGCAGAAGAUCGAAUGGGAGAAGAUCAGCGGAUACAGGCUGGGUCAGGACAUUGGUGGUGGUGGCAGGCGGUGAGCAAGAGCGGGACGCAGCAGCCUGAUGGCCGCUUGAUCUUCUUUACCACAUGCGGCUGCGUACGGCUAGAUGAUAGGAGUCAAACAAACUCAUGCAGAUUCGGCUGUCCUGUACGAGGUCCGCUUUGGACUUGACACGACUAUAGAGCAUGAAGAUUCUGGAGCCACAAGGGAAGGUGCACUGCCAUUUGAUGUGUCCAUUGUGGAAGCGUGAUCGAAGUCGUCCGAAUAAUCUCGAGGGCGAGGGAAGGCCGCCCACAGCUGGAGAAGGUUCCACGGC
Molecule: messenger RNA, 1296 nt
Organism: Boeremia exigua
Lineage: Eukaryota; Fungi; Ascomycota; Dothideomycetes; Pleosporales; Didymellaceae
Product: F-actin-capping protein-like protein subunit alpha-1
Exons: 3
Coding region: 202-1017 (271 amino acids)
Biological process (GO): barbed-end actin filament capping; actin cytoskeleton organization
Cellular component (GO): F-actin capping protein complex; actin cortical patch
Molecular function (GO): actin filament binding
Source: RefSeq, a predicted model, not a curated record